UUACGCGGAGCGGGAGACAGUCCUGACCGGGAACGAGACACAGUCCCUGGGAUGAAUUUAUAAAAUCCAAAUCUAGGAUUUUUUAUUUUUAUAUUAAGAGUGAGAGGCUGCCGGAGGAAGGACAGAAAACAACGUAGACAUGCUUGACGACACAGCGCCGAGAUCGAAGCUGGGUCCUCCGGCGAGAGGUUCGUCUUUUUACAUAGAGAAUCUGCUGGGGACUACACACAGAGGGGCUUCAUCUGAGGAGCGGGUGGACACACGGAGCUUCAAAGUUACCGUCCACAGCCCGGUGGUCUGUCCCGGGCUGGAGACAAAACGUGUGGAUGAGAGUGAAGUGCUGAACUGGAGCGGGACGUCACCAAACACAGCGCACGGGACCUCAAGAAGUCCGCCGUACAACAGUGGACACUCUGUGCCAACGAGCGACCGGGAUUCCCCAGCUUUAACGGGGCGGGAGGAGACCGAUGAGCCGGAGGAGAAAGGGGACGAGAGUCUGACGGAUGACAGGGAGGAGGAGGACGCGCGCUCCUCCUGCUUCUCUCGAGAAGGCAGCUGUGAUACAGGUGACAUGAAAGUGGGACGAAAGAAGAAGACCCGCACCGUGUUCAGCCGGAGUCAAGUGUUCCAGCUCGAGUCCACUUUCGACCUGAAGCGCUACCUGAGCAGCUCGGAGCGAGCCGGGCUGGCGGCCUCGCUGCAGCUCACCGAGACCCAGGUGAAGAUCUGGUUUCAGAACCGCAGGAACAAGUGGAAGAGGCAGAUUGCUGCAGACAUGGAGGCCGGAAGCCCUGCUGUCCCCUACGGCGCCGUGCAGAGGGUCGUCAGAGUUCCCGUGUUGUAUCGCGAGAACAGCGGUGCGCCAAUGGUCGGCUUCUCUAAUUCUAUCAGCUACCCACUGACUUCCCACUUUACCCAUCAGGUGCCGUUCAUGACGCCUCAGAUGACUGGACUGGUGUGACUUUAAGAGUGGAAGUGAUGUAAAGACACUAUGCAAACUUGUGACUCUUCUGACACCAAUUAAUCAAAUAAAGAUGCUGCAAAAACAUCAUUUAGUUCAGUUUUGAUCCUGUAAAAUCAGAUAAUAAAGUGAAAUUACCCUGUGUUUAAGUUUCCUAGAAGCAACAUUAUGAUCCUUUAAUGGCUGCUUGAAAACAAGACUAUUCCUCCCCAUUAGCAGUGAUGUUUUCCAGUUGAUUUUAAACAAAGUGAUUCUGGGAUUCAGUGCUACAUGUAGUGGCUAGGAUGGAUGAUUUUGGCUAUUUAAGCUGCCAACAAUCGUGUCCUCAGGCCUACAUGGAGGACAUCUCACACCAGGUCACACAGGUUUCAAGUAUAGCUCUAUUUUGUGAUUAUUUUUCACAGAAACUGUUCGUCUUUGUAUGUACGUGGGGUCAAGUAAGGGUCAAUCAGAUUUUGAGCUAUAUAUAUGGCAUAUAUCUGCCUGUGUAAACCUAUGAAAACAAGAAAGAUUGUUUGUGAACAUCGGAUUCAAAAGUAGGAAGCUCAAGGUUUGCAUUGACGCUGAAGUUACAAACCCACAUUUAGGUUACAAGAAUUCAUUUUGGCUCUUAUUUUUUACAGAAAAUUACAAA
Epinephelus fuscoguttatus (brown-marbled grouper) is the source of this 1595-nucleotide messenger RNA. RefSeq names its product homeobox protein HMX1-like. The transcript has 3 exons. Gene Ontology annotation, cellular component: nucleus. The coding region runs from base 140 to 961 and encodes 273 amino acids. Gene Ontology annotation, molecular function: RNA polymerase II transcription regulatory region sequence-specific DNA binding; DNA-binding transcription factor activity, RNA polymerase II-specific. NCBI's taxonomy places the organism in Eukaryota, Metazoa, Chordata, Actinopteri, Perciformes, Serranidae. The record is from RefSeq and is a predicted model, not a curated record. Gene Ontology annotation, biological process: regulation of transcription by RNA polymerase II; negative regulation of DNA-templated transcription.